Messenger RNA from Echinostoma caproni, 1182 nucleotides. The record is from the annotation of a GenBank genome assembly. Lineage: Eukaryota; Metazoa; Platyhelminthes; Trematoda; Plagiorchiida; Echinostomatidae.
AUGACAGAUCCGGUUCCAAAGGCUUUGGACUUCAAUGUUCUCCUCGGAGAGAUAGAGUCUGGUAGCAGUGGAUCUAUAGCUAAUGUGAUACGGAAACUACGUGAACAUGAGGUGGCUGCCUACAACGCGGGUGUCGGUGGUCCAACCGGAGAGCUCGUAGCUACAUUCAUCUCAGCGCUGGAUGCGCGCGCAAAUGAACGUAAUGUGGAAAUCGAGAAAACAUGUGCGUAUCACUAUCAAAGUUUUGUUGAAGCAACACGCGAACUUCUGCGUAUACAAAAUGAUGCGAACAUUAUGCAAAACAAUAUCAGUGCACUGAAUAGUAAAAUGGAGUCUGCCGCGGAACAGUUCAAUAAAUCCUGUACGGAAUUGGCUAACUGCAAACUCACAGUGGAACAUAUUGACCAAUGCAUUCAAGCGUUGCAACGCACACUUCCCAUUCUGGAUCACUACUCACGUGUGGAACAGAGUAUCCGUGAAGGUCGAUUCUAUCACGCUUUGCGCACUCUGGAGGAUCUGGAACACCAGCACUUGGAUGAUAUCAGACCGUUUGCUUUUUCCGAGAUCAUGAUACAUCGCAUUCCGAAAAUGCGGGCUGAAAUCAAAAAUUCCAGUCUUGCUGAGCUAACUGAUUUCCUCGAACGCAUCCGUAAACAUUCCGUUCGACUGGGUGCAGUUGCAAUGCAUGAAACGGCACAGGCUACCGGGAUGGAAAGUGAAGAGCUUGUUGGUUCGGUGGCUGCCAAAUUGAAUGGUCUCUCUCCUGGCUCCGAGUCUUCCACAAUAAGCGCUAGCCCCAAAUCCCAGAGUGUGGACAAAUCCAAGUUUUCGGAGGCAAACGGUCACUCUUCUACCAAAUUGGCCGAACUUGAUACCGAACUGGAUGAAUUGAUUUCCNUUUCCGUGGCCGCGGGACAGGGAGAUCGUGAACCGCGUCCCGCGAACAAGUUGCCCCCAGGUGAACAGAAUCAAGCCCGGCUACGAACGGAGGAUCUGGUGGAUUUCGGUCCCGUCUAUCGAUGCUUGCAUAUACAUUCUGUCCUAAACGAAAGGGCCGAAUUCGAGCGACACUACUGCGCGCAACGUCGCAAACAGUGUCAGCUCAGUUUGAGUUUAACUCCAAAUCAACAGGUGAGUCCGGGCCAACGGGAUCUGAUUUUUCGUCAGACCAAUCAAAUUUAG